Messenger RNA from Solanum dulcamara, 1764 nucleotides. RefSeq lists its product as uncharacterized. The record is from RefSeq and is a predicted model, not a curated record. The transcript has 4 exons. NCBI's taxonomy places the organism in Eukaryota, Viridiplantae, Streptophyta, Magnoliopsida, Solanales, Solanaceae. The coding region runs from base 1 to 1764 and encodes 587 amino acids.
AUGAGUCAUAGUGCUCCUGCUGCUGAUCCCCUUUUUCAACAAAUGGCUGAUUUCUUUCAUCACAUGGCUAGAAGAAUGCCUGACCCUGAUGAAAUAAACUAUGAGAAAAUGAGAAAAAUGGAGGGAGUUGAGUUUGAAGGAACUGUUGACCCUACUGAUGCCGAGCAGUGGUUAGAACGAAUUGAAAGAGUAUUCGAGCAGGCAAAACCUUCUGUUCUUACUUGGGAUGAUUUUGUGAAGGAAUUUAAUAAGAAGUAUGUCCCACCUGCUUAUCACGAUGCAAAGAAAAAAGAGUUCUUAAAUUUAGAGCAAGGGAGCAUGUCUAUCGCUGAAUAUCAGCAGCAAUUUCUCAAGCUGUCCCGCUAUGCUGGGGGUAUUAUUAACGACGAAAAAGAUAAGUGCAGGCAGUUCGAAGACGAUUUGAAUGAUUCUAUCAGAAAAUCUGUAGCUGUCCUACAACAUAAAAAUUUUUGUAAAUUAGUUUCAGCUGCUCUUACUUGGGAAAGGAUCGACAAGGAACAAAUUGGUAGAAAUGAAUACAAGUUCAGGAAAGCUUAUGUAGAUUCAGGAGGUCCAUCAAAAAGAGGGAGCACUCCAAGCUAUGGUCAAGGCAAGACUGGUAUACCCACGUGUGCACAAUGUGGAAAAAAUCACUUUGAUACUUGUAGAAGAGCUUAUGGCGCUUGUUUUAAUUAUGGGAGCUUCGAUCAUAAAGUGAGGGAUUGUCCUAAUCCUAAUCCCAUUUCUUCUCCGCAUACGGAAGUCUCUGUUCAGAAACCUAUUACCACUCAAUCUCAAGGAAAUAAAGGUGCAAGAUCUAGAAACACACAAGCAACAGGUGCAGGUGGAUCCAAUCAAGCGAGUGGAUCAAGAGCUACAGCACGAUCUUAUGCGAUGAGACAGAGGGAUGAACAAGAUGGAGCAGAUGUGGUUGUUGGUAAAUUUCACUUAUUCGACUUAUGUGUCGUUACAUUAUUUGAUCCUGGUUCUACACAUUCGUAUGUUUGUUCAUCAUUGGAUUUUCCUGAAAAUGUGAAACCUGUGAGACUCGAUUAUGGUAUGUUUGUCCAAAGUCCUUUGGGUCAACAGGGUGAAAGGUCAUUGUCCUCUAAUAUUAUUUCUGCGGCCUUAGCAAAAAGGAUGAUUCGUCAGGGUUGUAGUGUGUAUCUUUCUCACAUAAUUGAUACACGUGUGGAGAGUCCUAUUCUUAAAGAUAUACCUACUGUGUGUGACUUUCCUGAAGUGUUUCCAGAAAAUCUUCUUGGGUUACCACCAGAAAGAGAAGUUGAAUUUCCGAUCGAGCUCAUUCCUGGAUCUACUCCUAUUUCUAUCAUUCCUUAUAGGAUGGCACCAGCAGAAUUAAAGGAAUUGAAGACUCAAUUGCAAGAACUUCUUGAGAAAGGUUUCAUUCGUCCAAGUGUUUCUCCUUGGGGAGCCCCUGUGCUAUUUGUGAAAAAGAAAGAUGGUACUCUUAGACUUUGUAUUGACUAUAGACAAUUGAAUAAAAUAACAAUCAAGAACAGAUAUUCAUUACCAAGAAUUGAUGAUUUGUUUGACCAACUGAAGGGUGCUAAUUUAUUCUCCAAGAUUGAUUUAAGGUCUGGGUAUCACCAACUGCGUGUUAGAAAGGAAGAUGUUCCUAAAACUGCUUUUAGAACUCGAUACGGUCACUAUGAAUUCUUAGUGAUGCCAUUCAGAUUAACUAAUGUGCCUGCAAUAUUCAUGGAUUUGAUGAAUCGAGUAUUUAGGCCUUAUCUUGAUUAA